Molecule: messenger RNA, 1011 nt
Organism: Zasmidium cellare ATCC 36951
Lineage: Eukaryota; Fungi; Ascomycota; Dothideomycetes; Mycosphaerellales; Mycosphaerellaceae
Exons: 3
Coding region: 1-1011 (336 amino acids)
Molecular function (GO): oxidoreductase activity
Source: RefSeq, a predicted model, not a curated record
AUGGCAACCAUGAAAGCAAUUGAAAUCAAGGACGGCAAAGGCCGAUUGGAAAACCUCUACAUCGCCGACAUCCCUCGCCCCAAAAUCACAGGAGCCCAAGCACUCGUUAAAGUCAAAGCCUUCGGACUAAACCGAAUGGAUCUUCUCCAACGAGAAGGCAAAUACCCCGUCCCACCACAAGCACCCAGAACACUGGGUGUCGAAUUCAGCGGCACGAUUGAAGAGCUGGCGGGAGACAGCGAGUCGGAGUUCAAGGUUGGCGAUGCUGUGUUUGGUCUGGCGUAUGGUGGAGCGUACGCGGAGUAUAUUGCUGUGAGCACGCACAUGCUGGUGCACAAGCCCGAUGAAUUGAGUUGGGAAGAGUGCGCCGGGAUUCCAGAAGUAUACAUCACAGCUUUGCAGGCGAUGUACUUGAUCGGCGAGUUUGAGCCUGGCAAGAGUAUUCUGUGGCAUGCGGGCGCCUCGUCGGUUUCGAUUGCGGGACAGCAGCUGAGUAGAGUCAAUGGUGCUUCGGAGUGGUAUGCGACUGCCAGGUCAGAUGAUAAGACGGACUUUUGCGUGAAAGAGCUGGGAGCGAAGGCAGCGUACAACACCAAGACGACGAAGUGGGAUGAAGAGGUGUUGAAGGCGACGGAUGGGAAGGGUGUGGAUAUCAUCGUGGACUUUAUCGGGCCUGAUACGUUCGCUGCGAACCUCAAUGCUAUUGCGAGAGACGGCAGGAUCGUCAACCUGGCGACCCUGAGCGGUAUGAAGCUGAAGGAUACUGAUGCUGACUUUGGGGCUUUCGUAAGGAAGCGGGUGCGGUAUGAAGGCAGCAGCUUGAGAAGUCGAGACGAGAAGUACCAGGGCAAACUGAGGGAUCAGUUGGUUGAGCACGCGUUGCCGAGAUUCAAGGACGGGUCGUUGCGAUCUAUCAUUGAGAAGGUCUACCCAUGGGAGCAGAUCCAGGAGGCGCACAGGCAGAUGGAGGCAAACUUGACGAAAGGAAAGCUCGUUUGUAUUAUAUCGUAA